Molecule: messenger RNA, 1413 nt
Organism: Cottoperca gobio
Lineage: Eukaryota; Metazoa; Chordata; Actinopteri; Perciformes; Bovichtidae
Gene: eef1e1
Product: eukaryotic translation elongation factor 1 epsilon 1
Exons: 4
Coding region: 50-571 (173 amino acids)
Biological process (GO): positive regulation of DNA damage response, signal transduction by p53 class mediator
Cellular component (GO): cytoplasm; nucleus; aminoacyl-tRNA synthetase multienzyme complex
Source: RefSeq, a predicted model, not a curated record
CCCAAUCAGGUCACACGUACACGGCACUGCCCCUCCGACAGUCAGAAACAUGGCGUUACGGGAGCUAUCAUCGCUGGAGAAAUAUUUAGGACUGAAAAAGCCGAACAAGUACACUACACAGGGAGACAAAAAGGUACCUGUGCUACAGAAUAAUAAUGGUCCUCCGCUGGUAGGUCUAGUGACCAUCGGCUGUCACCUGGUGAAAGAGGCCAAGCGCCCAAAGCUGCUGGGAGACUCUGCAGAGAGCAGGGCUGUGGUGCAGCAGUGGCUGGAAUACAGAGUCACCAGUCUGGACGGAUGCUCAAAGGAAGACAACAAGACCAUCCUGAAGGACCUCAACCUCUACCUGCAAGACAAGGUCUACAUGGCUGGCAGCCAGUUCACCUUAGCUGACACUUUCAUGUACUUUGGAAUCCAUCCACUGUUGGUGGACUUGGCCAUCCAGGAGAAGGAGCAGUAUGUUAAUGUGACGCGAUGGUUCGACCACAUUCAGCACUACCCCGGCCUCCGUCACCACCUCCCUCCCGUAGCUGUGCUCAGGAACAGAAUCUACACCAGCAAACACCACUGAGACCUGACUCGUCACACGCUCGUCUGUGUUCUGGGCCAGACCUGAGCUAAUCUCCGAAAAUCCAAGAGUGAAUCACAUCGUCACAAGUUGAGGAUGCUUCCACGUCAAUAAUAGAUCUUCUUUUAUUCCCGUUUCAUGAUUCCUGCCUUUAUGUUUUGACCUGAACUCUGCCUAUUUGCCUUUUGGACGUUUUUAAAUAUAUGUGUAACCAGGAAAAUCAGUGAAGAACAAAAAAACUAAAGCCUAACAGUUUUAGUGUAUGAGGUACAGAAACUCCAUUACGCCUGCUAAUAAAAAUCAAGUUAAGUUCAUAUUCUAUAAAAGAAAUAUCAGUGUUUUUAAUAAUUAUAAUGCCCAGUACCAUUGGCAGUUGACUUUAACAAAUAACUGGGAGUGGAAGCAAGAAGUUCAUCUUGUCAAUCAUUUAAUCCUGCUCUGUACAAGACGAGGUGUUUGGCGUCUGAACCUUUGUUCAGUGACUUGGGAGCAAAGACCAGAGACGGUCACGUCGGUCUUCUUUUUCUUCUGUUGGUAAUGUUUUGUUGAAUUCUUGGAUGUUUUUGUUGUUUUAAAGGGAAGGCUGUAUGGGGUGCGGUGAAGUGCUGCUAGCUUGUUUAAAAGGUGUUUUUAUUUAUAAAUGGUGAUUUAUGGUAAAUGGUGUUUGUUUAAUCGGAGCAAUGAACAUGCAAUGACAAGUAUUAAAAGAAGACUUAAGAUGAUACUUAACUGGCAGAACAUUAUGUCCUUAGGAAAAGCAGCUUCCUUCAUGCCAUAUCAAUGCAUUCUCGGCAACAGUUUGUCUAAAUAAAUGCGGUUGCUGGUUCAACACCAUAACCCCAUAA